Molecule: messenger RNA, 1074 nt
Organism: Cokeromyces recurvatus
Lineage: Eukaryota; Fungi; Mucoromycota; Mucoromycetes; Mucorales; Mucoraceae
Product: cytidine deaminase-like protein
Exons: 4
Coding region: 35-1045 (336 amino acids)
Cellular component (GO): nucleus; cytoplasm
Molecular function (GO): tRNA-specific adenosine-34 deaminase activity
Source: RefSeq, a predicted model, not a curated record
UGACAUUUUGUUAUCCAAAUGCAUAACAGUUAUCAUGGCAGAAACAAAUGAUAAAACCGAAAAGCCGAAAACUAAAGUAAAAAAUGUAAAGGGAAAAACCGAUGAAUUUAUUCCUAGAGAAGAGUGGCCAUUUGAGGAGGCCUUGGCCGAUGAGUAUGAGCGAGGAUUGGAAACGAUGGAUGUAUAUACAGUAUAUGUAGAACCAAAACAAACGAAUAAUGUAUUAAAAUUUGCACAGAAAUAUUUAGCCUCAUUAGAAGGAUUAGAACAUUGUAAAAGAAUUAGACGUAUAACUAAACCAGAAACCGACUCUGGUUUUAUUUUGGAAGUUUUAAUGUGUUUAAAAGACAAGUUAUCACAAACAGAACUUGAACAGUUAUUGUUAAAUAACGAACAACAACUCUAUGAGCCAACCGUUCAUGUUGUUUCUGUACCACGUUAUGCUCCUCUCAAUCGACAGCAAUAUGAAGCAUGGCAUCAUUUAUGGCCAUUAUCGUAUCGUGAAGAUACUCGAUUAGAUCCAAAAUUUACAAAAGAGGAUAUGACUGUUAUUCAUGAUCAUAUGCGACAUUUACUAUCCUUAUCCACAGUGGCUUGUCGUAUUGUAGAUCCUGAUACAAAUCAAGUUUUAGCAGAAGGAAUAGAUACAAGAAAGGAACAUCCACUUCAUCAUGCAGUUAUCAACUGUAUUAACCUUGUAGCCUUAAAAGAGAAUGAAGUGUAUGGAGGUCGAGGAAGACAAAUGAAGAGAACAGCAAAUGAAAUGACAGAUAAUGAGCAAUCAAAGAAAACAGCUUAUUUAUGUACAGGUUAUGAUGUUUAUAUCACACACGAACCCUGUGCUAUGUGUGCUAUGGCGCUUGUUCAUUCCAGAGUAUCACGUGUAUUUUAUAGUAUACCCUCAAAAACAGGUUCACUUGGAACAAAUUAUAAAAUUCAUUCACAUUCAAGUUUAAAUCAUCAUUAUCGAGUAUUCAAACAUGUUUUAUUAAAAGAAGGAAAUCUAUUACUUUUAGAUUCUUCGCUUGUAGAUCAAGAAUUAUAAUAAAAUGUCUUUUUUUUUUUACAUCUCCG